AUGACAGGCAAGCUUGUGGCCGCGGCCCUGCAGCGAGACAUCGAAUCUCUCGCUAGUUUUGUGAAAACUGUUGGACAGGGGGUUCGUGCAAAACCUCGAGACGAUAGUUGGACCGAUUUACAGAAUCGGAAUGCGCUUGUUUCAGUCAAAGAGCAUCUCAACAUGGUUCAUGAUAAAAAAGCUGAAACCGAUCUCUUGAUAGAUCGCAUGGAUUGCAUUCUUUCGUACUUGAAGGCACAGGGUAUUAACAAUGGACCGCAAGAAAAAGUCCUGGAAUCGCACCGCACAUCCUGGGACGAAUCUCAACGAGAAGCACCAUCUAUCGCCCUGAAGAUAGCCCCCCUAGUCAAAGCACAGGGUGCCAGAACAAAGAGCGACAUCCAGAGUUAUGAGGCGACAGUGCGAAAGUUUCUUGAAGAGGUUGACUCAGCACCAUUCAGAGUGUACGCUACUGGUGUCACUAAGGCUCUGGAACUUUUAGCUACUAUGACGGACGGUUACGAGAAAGAGGAGAUCCGGUGCAAGGAUAUGAUCCACCUCGCUAACAUGUUCGAGUGUCCAGCCGACAUUGCUGCUUCUACUGAUUUGCUCAGCUCGGCUGGAAACACACUGAGCAAUUAUCGGGGCCUCUGGGCGUGUGCUGGCGAGUGCAGUGCCUAUAUUGAGGAGGCUAGUGAGCUUACGUGGGAAGAUCUCGAUGCCAACGGACUGGAGGAAAAUGCUAAACUGAUAUUAACCAAGGUGAAGCAACAGCCUCUCGUGGUAAAAGAUUCCGACGCCUAUCGUGGCUUAGAACGUUCUUCUAAAGAGUUUUUAAUGACCUGCCCGCUUGUAGCUAGCUUGCGGCAGCCAACCAUGCGCGAGCGUCACUGGGACGAGCUAAGAAGAAUCACAGGUGAGCGAGGCGCAGAGUUAUCCAUGCCGAGUGCCGUCGUGGGAUUGAAGCUGCGAAAUCUUUUGAGCCUGGAUCUUCAUCUCCAGGCGACUGCGGUUGGCGAUAUAACUGACAAGGCAGCCCGCGAGGCAGCGCAUGAAGAAACGCUUCGAGGACUCUCUGCUACAUGGGAUGCGGUCUGUUUCAAAAUGACAUACUAUAAGCAGACAGACGUACCGUUAUUAAAAAUAGCAGAAGAAGAUACCGAUCAACUCGAGUCUGAUCAACUAGCCUUGCAAGGCAUGGUCGCAAGCCGAUAUGAUUACUUCAAGCCCCAGGCUGUUGAAUGGCAGCGAGCCCUGGUGGCGGUAUCUGAUGUUGUUCAAAUGCUCGCUGAUAUACAGCGGACUUGGUCCUACCUAGAGCCGCUCUUCAUCGGGUCCGACGAAGUAAAACGUGAGCUUCCAGAAGAAGCGGUGCGUUUUGCAUCGAUAGACCAACAGGUACGGACGAUCCUCAAAAAUAUGGCCGAAAUUCGGAAUGUCAAGCAAGCCUGCCAACAAUCGGGCCUCUUGCAACGUCUCGAAAGUAUGAACACGGACCAAGAUGUCUGUAAGAAGGCCCUGGCCGACUUUUUGGCGGGGAAGCGUCGCAUCUUCCCUCGGUAUGUCGUCGACGUCUGUGAAGCGGACCUGCUAGACAUUCUUUCAAAUGGGUCUUCCCCUCACAAAGUAAUGCGACAUAUAGAUAAGGUGCUUCUCGCAACAGCCCGGCUGCAACUCGAGAACGUCCCAGAUAGUCGGCCUCGUGCCACUAUCUUCGUGUCUGGUAUUGGAGAGGAACAAGUCGAUUUUGAACCUGCCGUGCCACUGGAGGGCAAGGUAGAAGUCUAUUUACAAACCAUCCUCACAGCACAGGUGGAGACUCUUCAGAAGAAUCUCGAGAGAUCACGCAAGAGAUACCCUCUGCGACCACGAACUGAGUGGUUUCUGGAUGCAAAUGCAGACGGCCAAUCUUCGGAUCCGGCUCAAAUUGCGCUUUUGGUAGCGGGAAUUCAGUCAGUUCUAGGAGUAGAAGAUGCAAUGGACUCGAUCGAGCAAGGCGAGGCUAACGCCCUGCAAGUGUAUGCAGAUAGACAACGGCAGGAUCUUGUCGACCUGGUGAGGUUGACACAAACAAACCUCAAGGGCGGUGAGCGCCAGCGUGUCAUGUGUCUGAUCACCAUGGAUGCACACACACGCGAUGUGCUUGGCAAAUUACUGAGGGAAAAGGCCCUCCGAAAAAGUGAGUUUCAGUGGCAAUCGCAGCUAAAACAACGUUUUGUCGAGAAGGAAGAAGCCGGUCUCGUGGUGGCUCUAACUGAAGUGCAUGUUUGCGACGCACGCUUCGACUAUGGUCUGGAGUAUCUCGGUAACGGUUCUCGGCUCGUAGUUACCCCUCUGACGGACCGCUUUUAUGUGACCGCAACGCAAGCUCUCCAUCUAAAAAUGGGAUGCGCCCCGGCUGGACCUGCAGGAACUGGUAAAACCGAGACGACAAAAGAUCUUGCAUCGGCCCUGGGGAAAUGUUGCUACGUGUUCAAUUGCUCGCCAGAAAUGGAUUAUCAAUCCCUUGGUAAUAUCUUCAAAGGCUUAGCUGCCAGUGGCUCAUGGGGUUGCUUUGAUGAAUUCAAUCGACUUAUCCCCGAGGUUCUAUCCGUGUGCACCGUGCAGUUCAAGGCAGUUUGUGAUGGCACUGCACGUUAUGAUAACGAUCAGCUAACAACGCACCACGUCAUUAUAGAGGGUGAUCAAGUUAAUCUUGAUCCAACUUGCGGAGCGUUUAUAACAAUGAAUCCUGGUUACUUGGGUCGGUCGGAGCUGCCCGAAGGCCUGAAGGCACUUUUCCGUCCCAUGACAGUAAUGGUACCGGAUCUUGUUCUUAUUUGUGAGAAUAUGCUCAUGGCCGAGGGCUAUGUCGCAGCCCGAAGUCUCGCAUCUAAAUUUUACGGCCUGUAUUCACUACUCCGUGACUUACUUUCUAAACAGUCGCAUUAUGAUUGGGGUCUGCGUGCGGUGAAAUCGGUCCUCGUGGUAGCAGGCCACCUCAAGAGAGCUGAACCAGGGCUGCCGGAGGAACAGCUGCUCAUGCGCGCACUUCGUGAUUUUAAUAUACCUAAGAUUGUUCAGCAAGAUGAGGUCGUAUUUUUUGGCUUGCUGAAUGACCUAUUCCCUGGUGUAGAUCCUCCAAGAGUGGUGGAUGUAAGUCUCACCCGAUGCAUUAUAAAAGCCACCGAAGAUUCCGGUCUUUGGCCUGACCAACAAUUCACGCUCAAAGUUGCACAACUCGAUGAGCUCUUGGCGAUUAGACACUGCGUUUUUGUCAUGGGACCGGCAGGUGCUGGAAAGUCAACAUGUUGGAAGACGCUGUCCCGCGCACGAGGCAACAAGGAUCCACAGCGCAAAGUUCGGGUCGCCCACCUAAAUCCCAAAGUGCUGCCCACUGAAGAUUUAUAUGGUCACAUUGCACUCCAAUCACGUGAGUGGAAAGACGGUCUCCUGAGCUCGAUCAUGCGAGACCUCGGCCAAAUAGAAGAUGACAAGCCCAAAUGGUACACUGCCUCGGCUUUCGUAGGCGAUCUCGAUGCUAAUUGGAUUGAGUCCAUGAACUCAGCAAGUUACAGUGUUAUGGAUGACAACAAAAUGCUCACCCUGGCCUCGAAUGAGCGCAUCCCCUUGAAGCCGCACAUGCGCAUGCUCUUUGAGAUCCGAGAUCUUCGCUUUGCCACACCAGCGACGGUUAGUCGUGCGGGAAUCAUCUACAUUAGCACCGACGACGGCAGUUUGUGGCACUCCAUAAUUGCCUCAUGGUAUACUCGGAUCAAAGUAAGGCGGCAAGUCUCGGAGCGCGCAAAAAAAGCACAUGCCUCUAGAGGUGAAUGGGCCCCCGAGCUCUUUCAAAAAUAUGUGCGUGUCACCUUGGAAUAUUUGCAUCAGAAUGUUAAAGCUGUCGUGCCCGUUGAAGAUAUGGCGCUAAUAUCCGGGCUUCUGCAGAUGUUGGAAGGGGUAGUAGUUUCUGAGAUUGCCAAUGACAAGUUCAAAUUAGAAACGACAUUUGUUUUCUGCGCUGUGUGGGCGUUCGGCUCCGCUCUAACUAUGACAGAUGACGGGUCCGAUAACAAGAAACUUUUCAGCGACUGGUGGAAGAGUCAGUUUAAGCAAGUCCGGCUCCCGACGCGAGACACAGUCUUUGACUACUGGCUCGAACCGGCCUCGAACAAGUUCGAACCUUGGCGCCAAAGCCCUUCGUUUCACACUGUCGAGUUCGACUCCCGAAUCAUGAAAAUGGACCAAGUGACGGUACCUACUACUGAAACAGCAAGUAUAUCCCACUGGAUGGACUUGCUCGUGCGCCGACGUCGGCCGAUCUUGCUUGCAGGCCCUAGUGGCACUGGCAAGACCCAGCUUAUUGCCGGGAUGCUACGUGAGCUCCCCCCCGCUGAGUUCAUUAGUAUUGGCAUCAAUUUAAACUAUUACAGUACCGCAACUGUUUUGCUCGGUUCGCUGGAAGCACCCCUGCAAAAGCGCACUGGGUCGACCUUCGGGCCUCCAGGUUCAACACGCCUCAUUUACUUCAUCGAUGAUUUGAAUUUGCCGCAGCUCGACAAGUACGACACGCAGUCCGCGAUUGCUUUGAUGCGCCAGCACCUUGACUAUGCCAGCUGGUACGACCCAAACAAGCUCACCCUGAAAACUGUCGUCGAUUGCCAAUACGUUGCGUGUAUGAACCCAACAGCUGGUUCGUUUCUGGUCAACCCAAGGCUCCAGCGACACUUUUCAACGUUCGCAGUGGGCAUGCCCAGUGCGACGAGCCUUUUGACAAUAUUCCAAACAUUCUUGGAUGGUCAUUUGAAGAACGAAGGAUUUCCCGCUGCCGUUUGUAAUUUGGCGUCAAAUCUCAUUAAGGGGGCGCUUGCUGUUCAAAAAGAGGUUCACGACAGCUUUCGGAAAACUGCAAAAAAUUUUCACUAUGAGUACUGUCGCCUCGUCCAACUGCGACAUCUGGCAAGCGUGUUUCGAGGUCUGCUCCUCGCGCGUCCUCAAGUUGCCCAGUUUGACAUGCCUGAACGACUCGUGUUCUUGUGGGUUCAUGAAUCUGAACGUACAUACGGCGAUCGACUUGUUUGCGAAGCUGACCUCUCGCGAUUCAAAUAUAUCCUCCAGACAUCAGCCAAAAAAGCGUUUCCGACUAUCGGAACGGCUCAUUUCUUUGGCGAGCAGGCGGCUGCUCUCGGUUCUACACCACUUUGCUUUUGUCACGUCAGAGAUAGUGCGACUCUUGACGAACCGGCCUACGGAAUGGUAGAGGACACGAAAGUCUUGCGUAACUGCUUCGAACGCGCCCUGAACGAAUACAAUGAAUUUCAUCCUACGAUGGACCUGGUCCUGUUUCGAGAUGCUCUUUUGCACGUGGCCCGCAUCACGCGUGUGGUACUCCAGCCUGCGGGACAUGCUCUGCUCGUUGGCGUGGGUGGUAGCGGCAAGCAGAGUCUUGCUCGUCUCGCGGCGCAUGUAUGUAACCAUGUGCUGAUGCGCAUUUGUAUCACAUCGACUUAUGGCCUCGGGGAAUUCAAAAUGGACCUGCAGAAUAUGUUUGCGCGUGCAGGCAUCAAGCAGGAGGGCGUAGUGUUUCUGUUCACUGAUUCGCAGGUGACAAACGAAAGGUUUCUCGUCUACCUCAAUGACCUCCUCGCAUCGGGAAAUAUCCCUGAGCUGUACAGCAAAGACGAGAGAGACAAUGUUUCGUCGCUUGUCGAAGGAAAGGCGAAGGCGGCUGGCGUUUCAACAGACGCGGCAGCCUGCUGGCAAUUUUUUCUCGCACAAGUUCGUGCAAAUCUCCAUGUGGUGAUCUGCUUCUCGCCCGUGGGUCCUGAUUUUGGAACGUAUGCAAAGCGAUUUCCCGCCCUGGUGAACUGCACGACAAUUGACUGGUUCCAGCCGUGGCCAACCGACGCUCUGGAAUCAGUCGCAGAAAAGCAACUCUCCGAGAUAGAGUUCAAGUCCCCGGUACUGCGUGCCGCUAUUGAGAAAUUCAUGCCUUUGAGUUUCGAGAUGGCAAGCCAAGCUGCUGCUCGCUACCAGCUAGAGGAGGGAAGGUUCGUGUAUUUGACACCGAAGAGCUAUCUCGAGAUGCUCGGACUUUAUCAGACUUUACUCCAUCGUCGACGUGAAGAAAACACGACUGCAACCGUGCGCCUCGAGAACGGCAUCUCGCGCCUAAGGGAUGCGGCUUCUGCUGUUGGCACUCUUGAGCAAGAACUUACAAUCAUGGUCCAGGCCGCUGAUGAGAAACGCGAACACAGCGAAGCAAUUGCGGCUCGAGUCGCAUCAGAGAAGAUGGUCGUUGAGCGUGAGACUGAUAAGGCGAAUGAAGAAGCCGGCAAGGUAGCAACAAUUCAAGCUGAGGUGCAACGUCAAAAUGAAGACGCGGAACGUGAUUUGGUUGCGGCAGAACCGGCAAUCCAAGCGGCGACUGCUGCGCUUGAUACGUUGGAUCGAAGAGACCUCGGCAGUUGUAAGACAAUGGCGACGCCGCCCAAGGGUGUUGGCGACGUGUUCAGCGCUGUCUGCGUCUUACUCGCUGGAAUCAACCAGAGCGUGCUGGUGCAACGUAGCGGGAAAGUCAAGGACAAAGACCGAAGCUGGGACGCAUGCAAAAAAUCAUUGCUUGGCAAUGUCAAUGGACUUCUUGACGAGCUCAAGAAAUUUAAGAGUCUAAUAGACCAGGAUUGUGUUCCCAAGGUCAAUUUUCAGGAAGUACGGCCAUAUCUUUUACUGGAGCACUUCAAUGAAGAAGCCAUGAACAAAAAGAACUCAGCAGCUGCUGGUCUUGUAGGUUGGGUAAAAAACAUAGUCACCUACUACGAUAUCUGGCUUGAUGUCGAACCAAAGCGCACGAAGGUUGUAGAAUCGACUCGGCAAUUGGAGAGCGCAAAUGCGGAGCUUGCCGUUGUGCGGGAACGAGUCGAUGAGCUUCAGGCGCAGCUUGACCAGCUAACGGCGGAGUAUGAGCAAGCAGAGACCGACAAGCGAGAGGCAGUGGACACUGCCGAGCGAGGCCAACUCAAAUUGGAAUUGGCACAGCGCCUGAUCAAUGCGCUUGGGUCUGAAGAAGUGAGGUGGGUAAAUGGGGUUGAGCGCCUUCGAUUCGAGCAAGAGCCUCUUGUCGGAGAUGCAUUGGUGGCUGCCGCGUUCAUUUCCUUAGGUGGUCCGUUCAAUAAGGCAUUUCGCAACGCGCUCCUAGAAGAAUCCUGGACGCCGUAUCUUCGGUCAGCUGUCGCCGGGGGAGCUGUGCCCAUGCGCCAGCUCGAUACUACGACUACUGUCGUGACGCUCAUUGCAGCGGAAGCAGAGGUAGCAGGAUGGAACACGGAAGGGCUACCUCGUGAUCCUGUGUCGUCGGAAAAUGGCGCGAUAGUGACGAGCUCUAAGCGCUGGCCGCUCAUGAUCGACCCGCAACUCCAGGGGGUUGCGUGGAUCAAGACACGCGAGGUCGGUCGUUUGCGCGUGCAGCGGCUCGGCCAGUCUGAGCUUUUGCCUGGCCUACGUGCAGCCAUGGCGGGAGGAACAUCAGUUCUCAUCGAGAAUAUGGGGGAGCGCGUAGAUGCCGUCCUGUUGCCGGUAUUACAAAGGGCCGUACUCAAGAAAAGUGGCCGCGAGUUCAUUGCCCUUGGAGAUGAUGAAACUGAGUAUACUCAGGGCUUUCGACUUAUUCUUCACACGAAACUCUCAAAUCCGCACUAUCCCCCGGAGCUACAAGCCGAAUUGACUCUCGUAAACUUUACUGUGACCCCUCUUGGGCUCGAAGAUCAGUUGUUAAGCCUCGUGAUCCGCAAGGAGCGACCUGAUCUUGCUGCUAGAAAGGCAGCGGUAAUACACCAGGGAAAUGAGUUUAAGGUCAGAAUCAAACAGCUCGAAGACGAUAUUCUUGUCAAGUUGAGCACAGCGGAGGGCGAUAUUACCGAAGACCGCGCACUCAUUGAAGGCCUGGAAAGUGCCAAACAGCAAAGUUUGGAUGCAUCCGCACGGCUCGAAGAAGGGAAACAGAUAACUACGUCUAUAAAUGAGACGGCCGAGCGCUACCGUGGGGUUGCCAAGCGUGGAGCCACAAUUUUCUUUUUAAUGAACUCCUUGCAUCGCAUCCAUACGUAUUACAUCUACAGUUUGAAUGCAUUUGUUGUGAUGUUUCAGCACGGCAUCGAGCUUGUUCACGAAGCUGAGCGGAAAGCGAAAGUGGCAAAAAAGCCUAAGACCAUGCUUUCCAAGCUCAAGGCCGCGACUACGAAGAUAAUCCAGAUGCAAAGAUUCAAUUGGAACGAAGAUUUACUUCGACAGUCCUCCUUAGCAGGGCAGCAAGAUCUUCUCGCGCUGAGCACUCAAAUGCUGCAAAAGAAAAACAUUGAAGAAAAGAACGACCUCUCUCCGGAUGAAUUCGAGAAGCGCUGUGCGAGUCUUGCGAUUUCUAUUACUACCGUCCUUUUUAGAUACAUCGAGCGUGGAGUCUUUGCUCGCGACCAACUCACAGUGGCCACGCUUCUUGCAUUUGCGGUGGCGGACACAUCGGGGAACCUGAACACGGCUCAGCUACUUCGCUUGCUUUCUCCCAAAGAGGCUCUAGAACCCGCAGGUAUGGCGGAAGACGUCGCAGCUUGGCUUCCUGAAAGAAUCUGGGCACAAUUAAAGGGGCUUGAAGAUGGAGCCGCAGACGGUCUUGGUCUGGAUGCACUUGCAGACCUGGGAGACCAGGUGAACAGUGAACCUGACGAGUGGCACGACUGGUAUGAGCACUCAGAACCUGAAACGCAACCAUUCCCGGGAAACUUGAAAUCGCUGUCUGGUUUGGCGCGCCUUCUCAUACUUCGCGCCAUGCGAACCGACAGAAUACCCGCAGCACUUCGAGCCUACGUAGCAAAUCAGCUUGGUCCUUCCUUCUCGCAGCCUCAAGCGUUUAACAUGCUAAGCGCAUAUAUGGAAAGUUCAGCGUCAACGCCUAUUUUCUUUGUGUUGUUCCCAGGUGUUGACCCAACUCCCUGGGUAGAGUCACUCGGAUUUGGCUUCGACAUAAGCGUUCAAAAAGGCACACUGAGCAAUAUUUCCAUGGGUCAAGGUCAAGAAACUCCCGCAGAAGCAACACUUGAUCGAAUGGCGAGACAGGGCGGCUGGGUUAUGCUUCAAAAUAUACAGUUGAUGGAGUCGUGGCUACCAAAGCUGGAACGUAAACUCGAGCUUGCAAGUGAGACGGCCGCCAUGAAUUUCCGCUGCUUCCUCAGCGCAGAACCUCCCCCACUUCCGCAUCUUUCUAAUCUCCCCGAGAGCCUGUUGCAAACCUGCAUCAAAGUUGCUAAUGAGGCCCCGGCAGAUCUCAAGUCAAAUUUGCAGCGUGCGUGGGCAUGCUUUUCUCAAGACCAACUUGAUGCAUGCCACCACACAGCCGAGUUCCGUCGAUGCUUGUUUGGGCUUAGUUUUUUCCAUGCUCUUAUUCUUGGCCGUCGCAGAUUUGGACAACAGGGCUGGAGCCGUUCAUAUGGUUUCAAUACAGGUGAUCUUAAGAUUUGUGCCAAUGUGCUGACCAGUUACAUGGACAAAGCACCGGAAGGGAGUGACGGACGGGGUGUCUCAGUGCCAUGGGAUGAUCUUCGAUACAUUUUCGGCGAAAUUAUGUACGGCGGUCACAUAACCGACUUCUGGGAUCGCCGGACGAACGUUUCCUACUUGUCUGCGCUGUUCAACGAACAAUUACUCAAGCCCGGGGCGGAACUUGCGCCAGGAUUCCCCUCUGCCAGUGGAACAUUAGAUCAUCAGGGUUAUGUUGCCCACAUAGACCAGUCACUACCCUCUGAGACUCCCGUCCUUUUUGGGCUGCACCCAAAUGCAGAAAUUGGAUACCUGACUUCCACUGCCGAGAGUAUUUUGGGGAUAGUGCUGCGCCUGCGUCAAGGUGGGGCCGCUACCGUCGACAACCGCGGUGAGAAUGGUGGUGGUGUGGGAGAGGUCCUAGAUUCGCUAGAGCAGAGACUACCGGGUCGGUUUAAUUUGCCAUCCGUUCAAGACAAGGCAAAGCCGCUCUUGACCGAGCCUCUGGCUCCGUAUGUCGUCGUCGCUACGCAGGAAGUGGUGCGGAUGAACAGUCUUGUAGAAGAAAUUGCACGCAGCCUUGGCGAGCUGCGCAAGGGACUAAACGGACAGCUGAACAUGUCCCAGCAGAUGGAAGACCUGGCCUCCGCCCUAUCUCUGAAUGAAGUGCCUGGGCGCAAUCCAUUUCAUUUGGCAUCGUGGGAGAAGCUUGCCUGGCCAAGCAGGAAAAACCUACAACACUGGUUUCAUGACUUGGAGCAACGUAUAGAACAACUCGUCACUUGGGAGGCAAAGCUUGAAUUGCCCACUUCUUUGUGGCUGGCCCUGUUCAACCCCACUGCCUUUCUGACUGCGAUACAGCAGGUAGUUGCUCGGAAGAAGAAUCUUCCACUCGACAACAUGACGACGGAAACAAAUGUUACGACAUACCGCCGCCCAGAUGAUCUGGAGGUCCUCGUGGACAAGAGACCACCUGACGGGGCUUUUAUCCAUGGCCUGUACAUGCAAGGCGCUCGAUGGAUGCCCGUCGAUGAAGCAAGCUCGGCGGGCCAUGUUAAGUCUGUCUCUGGCGUUGAAUGUGCUGGUGUAAUUGUAGAGAGCCGCUCCAAAGAACUUCUGCCCAAAAUGCCAGUGUUGUAUAUCAAGGCGGUCUCCGUUGAACUGAAUUGGGAACCAACUUCGAUUGGAUACCUGAGACCUGAUAUAUACAAUUGCCCCUGCUACUCUACCAGCUUCCGUGGUCCUACAUAUGUAUUCCUUGCGACAUUGGAUACCAAAGAGGCCGCUCUAAAAUGGGUUGUUGCCGGGGUUGCCUUGCUGUUGAGUACGGACGAACAUAUCUGAUUUCGAUGGUUGCCUGUGGGUAGCCCUAGCAAGCCCAAUGGUGCUCACAGCUGACGAGCCACAGAUUCAGGAAGUUUGGGUCAUAUCAUCCAUGUAUAGCGCAGUACCAUCACCACAUGUGCAUCCGGCCCAUCAUGGCAGUCGUCUGGCGUUGCUUGCUCGGUGGGCUCCAGAUGGCUGCAUGCCUUAAUUCGAGCAUGGUAGAGCGCCAAACAAGGCCGAAAGCACAGCGACCAU
Molecule: messenger RNA, 11067 nt
Organism: Aureococcus anophagefferens
Lineage: Eukaryota; Pelagophyceae; Pelagomonadales; Pelagomonadaceae
Exons: 22
Coding region: 1-10830 (3609 amino acids)
Biological process (GO): microtubule-based movement
Cellular component (GO): dynein complex
Molecular function (GO): dynein intermediate chain binding; ATP hydrolysis activity; minus-end-directed microtubule motor activity
Source: RefSeq, a predicted model, not a curated record